Drechmeria coniospora is the source of this 465-nucleotide messenger RNA. Its product is annotated as Byr1-binding protein Bob1. The coding region runs from base 1 to 465 and encodes 154 amino acids. The record is from RefSeq and is a predicted model, not a curated record. NCBI's taxonomy places the organism in Eukaryota, Fungi, Ascomycota, Sordariomycetes, Hypocreales, Ophiocordycipitaceae. Gene Ontology annotation, biological process: protein folding; regulation of DNA-templated transcription. The transcript has 5 exons. Gene Ontology annotation, cellular component: prefoldin complex; cytoplasm.
AUGCCUGGCGAACGCGAAACAGGCACCCUCAACCUUGACAGCCUUGAGCCCCAGCAGCUCGCACAGGUCAAGAAACAACUCGACGAAGAGCUCGAGCAUCUGACCUCGUCAUUUGCGCAACUCCACGGCGCCCAGAACAAGUUCAAGGACUGCCUUCAAUGCGUCAAUAGCCGGUCCUUGGCUUCGGACGCAGCCAGUAACUCAGUCCUCGUCCCACUUACAAACUCGCUAUAUGUCCGCGGCGAACUCACAAAUUCGAAUGCCGUGCUGGUGGAUGUAGGCACAGGAUUUCUGGUGGAAAAGAAAUUGAGCUCGGCGGAGAAGUUCUACGAGUCCAAAGUGCGAGAGAUGUCGAGCAAUCUCAAAGAUCUGGAGGCGAUUCUACAGCGAAAACAGGCCAAUGUGAGGGCCGUAGAGGAAGUUUUGAGGCAAAAACUCGUAUCAUCUCAGAGUGUCCCGUCCUAG